Messenger RNA from Xyrauchen texanus (razorback sucker), 4993 nucleotides. RefSeq names its product neuropilin 2b (gene nrp2b). The record is from RefSeq and is a predicted model, not a curated record. The transcript is spliced from 17 exons. Gene Ontology annotation, biological process: vascular endothelial growth factor signaling pathway; angiogenesis; axon guidance. Bases 653 to 3418 code for a protein of 921 amino acids. Gene Ontology annotation, cellular component: membrane. Lineage: Eukaryota; Metazoa; Chordata; Actinopteri; Cypriniformes; Catostomidae. Gene Ontology annotation, molecular function: vascular endothelial growth factor receptor activity; semaphorin receptor activity.
UUACAUCCACAUGCUGCUGGAGACUCAGGGCUCAAACGCACAGACGCGCAGUGCCAAAGGAGCAGCGCAGAGACAGCGCGCGGAGGAUAUAUUACAAGAUUUCAAUUAUUCACUUCACGGAAGAUCUGAUCCGAACUGCCUUUUUCUGACAGUUUAUCGCAGUGGGUAAGGUUUCCCAUGCGACAUAUAUUGUCUGGUAGUGGAUUCUUGUGGGAAGAGAACGGGAAAACGCUUGGAUUUGAAGGCGCGAGCCCCGCUCACUCACUCCACGCGCAGCUCGAGCUCGAGGAAAUCAAACCAGAGGUUAUGCGCCCUCAGAAAUAUGUUUUUUGUCCGAACUCUUGCUUAUAAAGAAAAAGUUAUUUAGUUUUAUCCAGUUGUUGUUGUUGAUUUUUUUUUCCCCCCGUUGCUGUUGCUUUUGUUUAGGAUAUGAUAGCCACUAUGUUUCGGAGACGUUAAACAGCCAAGUAAACAUCCAACAUUUGAAGCGUAUCGAGAAAGCAGGCAGGUCGCCAAACAGAAGAUACUGUUAUCAGACUCAAGACACGAGCUGCUCUCAGUGGAUACAUUAGUGGACAAGAACAGCCCCAGAAGAACUUAAAGCGCUCACUAUUUCCACUACACGCACUGGGUGAAUAUUCACCCAGGAAAUAUGGAUUUAUUCAAAAAGCUCAGUGGAUCUUUACUUGUCUUGUGUUUAUCGGCUUUAGUUUAUGGGGAAGAAGAGGCAUGUGGUGGACAUUUGGAUGCUAAUGAUGCAGGGUACAUCACCACACCCGGUUACCCACUGGAGUAUCCACCCCACCAGAACUGCAGAUGGGUGAUCACGGCGCCUGAACCAUCCCAACGUAUCGUCCUAAAUUUCAACCCCCACUUUGAACUUGAGAAACUUGACUGCAGGUAUGACUUCAUUGAGAUUCGGGAUGGGAACUCAGAGACUGCUGAUCUGUUGGGGAGACACUGCAGUAACAUUGCCCCCCCUGCGAUCAUCUCCUCAGGUCCUGUUCUGCACAUCAAAUUUGUCUCAGAUUACGCCCACCAGGGGGCCGGCUUCUCGCUACGCUAUGAAAUCUAUAAGACAGGCUCUGACUGUUCCCGAAACUUUACCAGUCCAUCAGGCGUAAUCGAGUCGCCUGGCUUCCCUGACAAAUACCCCCACAAUCUGGAGUGCACCUUCAUCAUCAUCGUUCCUCCUAACAUGGACGUCACCCUCACCUUCCUGACCUUCGACCUGGAAAAUGACCCCUUGCAAGGGUCUGAGGGCGAGUGCAAGUACGAUUGGCUGGAGGUGUGGGACGGCCUUCCACAGGUCGGCCCUCUAAUUGGACGGCAUUGCGGUACCAAAAUCCCAGCUGAAAUACAGUCGUCUACAGGUAUCCUCUCUCUGUCCUUUCACACUGACAUGGCCGUGGCCAAAGAUGGCUUCUCUGCCCGCUACAACAUGACACUUAAGGAGGUCAAUGACAAUUUCCACUGCAGUAAUGCUUUUGGCAUGGAGUCAAGCAAGAUCAGCGAUGACCAGAUCUCUGCUUCAUCCUUCUUCUAUGAUGGCCGUUGGUCUCCAAGACAAGCUCGCCUUAACUUUGAUGACAACGCAUGGACGCCCAAUGAGGACAGCAACAAAGAAUACAUCCAGGUGGACCUGCAUUUCCUAAAGGUCCUGACGGGCAUCGCCACCCAGGGCGCGGUCUCCAAGGAGACACAGAAGUCCUACUUCAUCACCACCUUUAAGCUGGAGGUCAGCACUAAUGGAGAGGACUGGAUGAUCUACCGCUUUGGCAAGAACCACAAGGUUUUCCAUGCUAACGCAGACCCCACAGAGGUGGUCUUGAACCGGAUCCCUCAGCCUGUCUUAGCUCGGUUUGUCCGCAUUCGUCCACAGACAUGGAAGAAUGGAAUAGCUUUGCGCUUUGAACUUUAUGGCUGUCAAAUCACGGAUGCUCCAUGCUCGGAGAUGCAAGGAAUGCUCUCUGGCCUCCUGCCUGACUCUCAGAUCUCAGCCUCCUCCAUGAGGGACAUCCAUGGAGCCACAGGUGCAGCCCGGCUGGUGGCCAGCCGUUCAGGGUGGUUUCCUAGUCCCACACAGCCUGUGGCUGGGGAGGAAUGGCUGCAGGUGGACCUGGGAGUCCCCAAAACUGUACGUGGUAUCAUCACACAAGGGGCCCGUGGGGUGGACGGCAGUACCAGUGCGGAGAACCGAGCAUUUGUGCGAAAAUAUAGACUGUCCCAUAGCUUGAAUGGAAAAGACUGGAGCUACAUUAUUGACCCUAAGACAAGUCUCCCAAAGCUUUUUGAGGGAAACACACACUACGACACCCCAGAGAUCCGCCGCUUCGAUGAGAUUGUGGCUCAGUUUAUCCGGGUGUAUCCAGAGAGGUGGUCCCCUGCCGGCAUCGGAAUGAGGCUGGAAAUACUGGGUUGUGAUUUGCCAGAAUCUACCACUAUCCCUGACACAGCUAGACCUACUCUGCCCCUUCAGGAAGAGACAAGUACUGCCUACAGAACACCAGCCCCCACCACUGUCUCAUCUUUGGGUGGUCUGUGUGACUUUGAGCUGAGUAUGUGCGGAUGGACCCAUGACCCCAUGUCUGAUCUGAAUUGGUCUCUGUACAGUUCCUCUAGUCCUAGCCUGGACCUGACACUGGGAUCUGACAACUUUGGGAAUUUCCUGUAUGUGGAAGCGAGUCCUAAAACAGAGCCACAACGUGCAAGGUUAUUGAGUCCAUCGGUGGGACCCGAGCGCCAUCCCGUCUGUCUCCUUUUCUAUUAUCAGCUGCAGGGAGAGGGUCAGGACAGCCUGCGCGUGCUGCUCCGGGACGACGACCAGGAGGAGACGCUGCUCUGGACUCUGAAAGGAGACCAGGGUCCCAUGUGGAGGGAGGGCCGCACCAUCCUGCCUCAGUCCCCUAAGCAAUAUCAGGUUGUCUUAGAAGGCUUCUUCGAGCAGGGCAGUCGAGGACACAUCUGGGUCGACAACAUCCAUAUGAGCUCCAACACAGAGCUUGAGCAGUGCACACAACCCUUUGCCGCAUUCCCACCUGAAAUGACUGAACGAAGGCCUGAAGACCUUGGAAACAACCCUCUAUUCCACGGCAGAGAACAAACUGGUCAAGGUUUCCCAUUCCCUGUCUGGACCACGGCAAACCCCUCAAGAGAGCCUCCAGUGACACGGCUCUCUGAGAAAGACAAUGCCUGGUUAUACACGCUGGAUCCCAUCCUGGUCACCAUCAUCGUUAUGAGUUCCCUGGGCGUUCUGCUGGGUGCAGUGUGUGCCGGUCUCCUGCUCUACUGCACCUGUUCCUACAACGGCCUCUCCUCGCGCAGUACCACCACUCUGGAGAACUACAACUUUGAGCUAUACGACGGCAUCAAGCACAAAGUGAAAAUCAACCAGCAGCGCUAUUGCUCCGAGGCCUGAAGGAACCUGAUCAGGAGAGGCCCUUGCGAGAUUGGUGCGAACGUGUACUCUCUCCAGCGCUCCCUUAUCACUGAUCAUUAACGGGUGCUAGCUCGAUUCAAAACUGUGAAUGGACCUCACACUAAUAUAGGGAUGAUCUCGGACUGGAGCACUGGGAGCAUAGAGGCUUCCUGUGGACAGCUCAGCGGGUGUGAAAGUUUAUCAACACAUAUCAAGAUAAAGAGUUUCCCCUUCAAAAAAAGAAAACUUCAAAUAAAUGUAUAUUGCUAUAGAUUUGUAAAGAAAACACAAUCUAAUAAAGCCUAAUGGAAGUUAGAAGAGAGAGGCGCUAGGACUAGAAGACAGAUCGCUUGUGAAAUCUCUGCCUCUAUUUUGUGAACGCUGUGGCCUAGAAUAUUGUGGACAUUUGAUUUAGUUUAGACUUGUGUCUGUUCGCUGAUUUGCUUAAGUUCCCAUCCUAUCAUCAUCCUUUGCCACUUUCUACAACUGUUUUGCAGUGUCAAUUCCUCUUAUGAAUGUUUUAUACUUAAGUUCAGUCUGUUUGUAGCCUAAUGUUUUUUUGUGUGGCCAUUAGACAAUGAGGAAAGUUUAUUACAUUCAGAAAAAAGUUAGAUUGAAGUAUUAGAAUUGUCUUUUGUGUCUCUUUUCUUCUCUUUUUUUUUCAUAAUUUUGACUGUUUGGUUUAUAAGCAUAGCGUUAAAGUCACUGUGCUGACAACGUCAAACAAAUUUUAUCGCAACCUAUGGAUUGCUAAGGAAAAAGAGCCACUGAGCUAAAGAGUGUUGAGAGAGUGCAAAGAGAGAAAGCAUCUUCAGAUUCUCUCUUCCUCGCUUUACCCUAUUUUUGAAGUAACAAAGACUCAAGCUGGCAGAGUGACUUUAGUGAAUGAGCUGGAAAAUCCCCAAGCCACUUUCAUGUACAAACAAUUGAGCCUUAAGCAAACUGUUUUGGAGGAGAGCCAUUGAAACCCCAGUUCUUGAGUUUAAAGUUACUGGGUCCUUGGAGGAGUCAGACCUUACUCUUUUUAUUUCACCUGUCUGUUUACUCCAUGGUUUUUUUUGGGCUGUUGAAAAUGAAGACUAACAAGACGAGAAGGGUGAGAAUUUCACAGAAUGUUUCGCCUCAAGGUGAAGAGAGCGAUAGUACAAGCGAGCACAUAGGAGGAAGUAUGUGUAAAUUUCUUUAUUGUACUUCAGAUUGGCCUCUCGCUCCCCUGAGCCACACUGGGAAUCCUGUUGACUUGUGGGUAAGGGAGGGGGCUCUUGUCUUAUUAGGAGGUGCGGAAAGCAGCCAGAGACAUGGCUUGCUCAGUUGUUGGGAGAGAGAGAUUGUGUAUUCAGCUCUGUUUUCAUUAGACUCUGUUGACUCUUUUCCAAGUGCCUUGAAGCUCUGGCCUGUUUUGGCUUUGCUGCAGAGCUGUGAUAGUAUUACCUCGUCUGUCUGGGACAGGAGGCCAACACCAAAAGAGAUGGAGAUCCCGGCACUGGUCUGAUCAUUAAAAAAAAUUUUGUUUGUAGACUUUGUACAGAAAAAAGUUCUUUUUUAUUGGUAUUAUUAUUAUUUAAUAAAGUAUGA